AUGUUCUUCAACAAGUCCACCGCUACGGCCGCGGCCGCUUUUGUUGGAGUUGUCAUCGCCCUUGUGGAUGGAGCUGCCUGCGCUGAGAAUCAAGUCAACGCCCUUCAUAAGCGUGACGAUGGAGUCUGGACUACCGUGUCUCUCACCACUACCGUCUACGGCACCACUACCCAGACCGUCCAGUUGACUGCCGCCGAGGUGACGAGCACCUCUUGCCUGACUACCACCUAUGAGACUACUCUCAGCCCUGCUGAUGCCAAGACCGAGACUGGUUCCCCCGUUGAAGGCACCUACUCAUCCGCCGCCAGCUCUGAGGGUUUUGCUACUACCGAGACGUCUACCAGUGUGUCUUACGCCACCGAGACCGCCACCAUCGACACAUCCAGCAGUGAGACUUCCACCAGCGAAGCUUCCACUACCACUGACGUCACCGUCGUCGUUCCGGCCUCGACUGUUAUUGCUAGCACUAGCACUGACUUGAUCACCUCUCACGUCACCGUCACUAUCAAGAGCGGCACCCUCACUUCCACUAUCUGGGCUACCGCUUCCGAGACCCUCAGCGUUACCAUUCCCAGCAGUGGCUUCCCCUUGCCCAGCUACAACUCCACGGCUACCACUGUGGCCAGAACCACGUACACCAACACGACCACCGUUGGACCUGCCACCAGCUUCUUGUCUUCUUACACCUACCUCUCCUCCAGCAGUCCUGCCUCAGAUGCCGUUACCACUACUGGCUACGGUAGCCCUAUGGCGUCUGAGACCGUCACUGCUGGAGCUUCCGUCAUGGAGGCCAGCAGUAUCCUCGGUCUCUUUGGUUUCUUGAUGGCUCUGUUGGCAUAG
This is a messenger RNA of Sordaria macrospora k-hell, 840 nucleotides long. RefSeq lists its product as uncharacterized. NCBI's taxonomy places the organism in Eukaryota, Fungi, Ascomycota, Sordariomycetes, Sordariales, Sordariaceae. The record is from RefSeq and is a predicted model, not a curated record.